Ambispora leptoticha is the source of this 312-nucleotide messenger RNA. The record is from the annotation of a GenBank genome assembly. NCBI's taxonomy places the organism in Eukaryota, Fungi, Glomeromycota, Glomeromycetes, Archaeosporales, Ambisporaceae.
AUGUCAUCAUCUCAAACACCAAGACAUAAGCUCCGCAAAAGGAAACGUGUACAAGCUAACGAUCUUGGCGUUAAUAAUAAUCAUGAUGAAAAUGGUAAUGCCUUAACUGUUCAUCCUAAUGUCACAGCGAAUGAAUCAACACCACCACCAGAUAUAGCAACAACAACGAUGGUAACAAUGUCGUCGUCAUCUCAAACACAAAGAUACAAUCUUCGCAAAAGGAAACGUGUGGACUCAUCAUCGUCAUCACAAGCACAAGCACAAACAUAUGAUUUUCGAAAAAGGGAAUAUGUGAGCUAUAAUUGUGGUCGU